AUGAUCAACAAGCUAGAUGUCGAUAGAGAAUCAAUACACACCCAAGCCUCAUCGUUCGGGGAUAUAUACUCUACUGAUAAACCAAUGGAUGAAAAGGGUUGGAAAGACGAGCGACAGGCAUGGGAUAUAUUUAAAAUGACGAACGCCGAAAUGCGAUUCCAAGAAUCGCACGCUAUGAUGAAAUGCAUUCAACAACUUCUUUUAUUGGUAGCUUACGCUGUGAGCUUCGUUUUGGUGUUCGGAGCUUCUCUCAUUAGUUUCGCGACCUUCAUAUUUAUGACCUCAAAUAUAAAAAUGUACAACAAAAUAGGAUCUACAGGAUCAAAUGGAAUAUUGAAAGUCUCGAAUAAUUGGACUAGUAUGAGGGAAGCCUCACCUAGCAAUAAAUCAAUCCAUAGAAUGGUACUACCUCGCUUCUACGAAGAGCAGCUGUGUUACAAUACAAAUAUCACUCGUUUACCGCUAGAGUGGUUUGCUGAACCGGGCCCUAGAUGGUUAUGGACAUUUUUGGCAGAAACUUCCCACACAAUCGCUAUCGGAAUAUUUGUAUUUUCUGUUCUUCCCAACAUAGAUGCGGUAGUUUGUUGUAUGCUUGGCCCUUCCAUAUGCUUGAUACCCGCAUUACUGCAACCGCUCUCAAGGCCGACUGGUUGCAAAUAUUACGUUAUAAAGAUAUUAUUGGAUAUCGUUGCCUUGUGUGGACAAAUCAGUGCGAUCGUAUAUUGGAUCAUCAAAUCUUCAAAUCCGCAUUAUAAACUCUACGGCAAAAACGAUCAAUGGAUGAUAACAUUAGCCUUGUGUCUUAUAUCCUUUUUGUGGUGGGAUAAUUACAUUGAAAAAACUAUAUCAAUCCCAUUUUUGUCUAAAUUAAGCCGUUAUAAGGAUACGUUAAGGAGGACCCGACCAGCUAUACACCUAAUAUUAAGUUGUUGGAACAUUUUAUUGUAUUUCGCUAUAAUGAUCAUGUUUUCCACUAAUUAUUAUAGUUUGAAAGAUAUGUUUGACUUUAAGAGCAUUUUUUGGUAUGAGGCAGAGUUGCUAACACCUGAAAUAAAGGAUUUCCCUGCAGACAAUAUAAUAGAUGAGCAGCUCAAUGGUAUUACCUCCGACAUGACUACAAACAUUAUCACGGUUGCAACAAAAACCAUUUCAACUACCUUAAAGGGCAUCACUGAGCAUCCCGCUUCGAUUUCAACAUUAUCAUCAAUAUCGACAACAUUGAAAAAUAUAGUAAAACGAGAUGAAAAUUUAGUAUUGAAUAGGAAUAUUCGAGAAACCUUAUCACCCAUAAAUUGGGAUGACUCAAAUAUUCCAGAUACAGGAAAAAAUGUGCAUCUAAUACGAUACAAAGACUAUUUAUUGGCCUUAGUCAUACAAACUUGCUCUUCGCUGCUUUUAUAUUUCGUUAGCAUUUUUUCUUGCAAGACCGUUUUGCAAAAAUUUAGUUUCGCCUUUCCCAUUUUAGCCUCCGGGCCCAUUUUAGUUUACCUUAUGAUGUUUUUGACAGAAAUGAGAAUAAAUGAUCCCUGCUUUUUGGCGAGCGUUAUUCCGAGCCACCUAUUCUGGAAUGUCGUAGAAUACAAUCCUAACGCAAAACUUACGACUGUUUUAAAUGCUUUUCAAAAUAAAAAUUCUAUCUUAAAAUAUGAAAACACGCGGGCGGAUUCGAUGGGAGUGACAGGGUAUUUAUGGAUGGUAUGGAUGUUAUCCAUGUGUUGGAUUACCUCCCACAUCUGGUACCCCAAGGGUGACAGAUUAGAACAAACUAACAAACUGUUCACGCAACCAAUGUAUUGUCCCGUCUUUACGGCUAUCAGUUUAUUGCUAAGUCGGGCAAGAGAAACGACGGAGGGAGAAGCAAAAAAUCACAUACAUAUUGAGGAUUCUAUUAAUGACUUAGAUUCGAAUCCAUCCGAAACGGAUCAGGCGACUCCCAAUAGCAAUGUAAUCCCAAGAAUCUAUUUUUGCGCUACAAUGUGGCACGAAAAUUUGACCGAAAUAACCCAAUUGAUGAAGUCGAUCUGCAGAAUGGACAUAGAUCAAAACAAUCGCAGAAUGCGACGAAAUUACAUGAAGGUUGAGGACUCUGAUUAUUAUGAGUUUGAAGCUAAUAUCCUAUUCGAUGAUUCCAUGGUCACCACAAUUGAAUCUUCCAUACCCAGCAUUUUGAAAGAAGGCUCAUUUAAUCUAACCAACGACACUCUUAGAAUUUCUGUUAAAGAAGAAAAAAUCACCGUAGUGAGAACAAAUCAAUUCGUAAAAUUGCUAUUUCGAGCCAUGAAAGACGCCUCUGAAUGUACGUAUGAUACAAGUGUUACACUGAAUCCGCCAAUGAAGGUUCUCACCCCAUACGGAGGUCGAUUAGUAUGGAAAUUACCUGGGAGAAAUAAAAUAGUCGUGCAUUUGAAGAACAAAAAAUUGAUUAGGCCCAAAAAAAGAUGGAGCCAAGUUAUGUACAUGUACUACCUUCUAGGGUAUCGACAUAAUAAACGCAUAUCAAAAUGCGGGGCCGAUAUAGCCCUAGGUAAAGAGGUGGCGGACAAUACAUUUAUCUUGGCUUUAGAUGGAGACGUUGAUUUUCAACCUAUUUCCGUUAUUAGACUGGUUGAUUUGAUGAAGAAAAAUGUAAACGUAGCUUCGGCAUGCGGAAGAAUCCAUCCCGCCGGUACUGGUCCCUUAGUAUGGUAUCAAAAGUUUGAAUACGCCCUAGGCCAUUGGCUACAAAAGGCUGCGGAACAUAUGAUAGGUUGUGUUCUAUGCAGUCCUGGUUGUUUCAGUUUGUUUAGAGGAUCAGCACUUAUGGCUGACAAUGUGGCUAGAGUCUAUACUAAGAUGGCAGAAGAGCCUUGGCAAAUAGUUCAAUAUGAUCAAGGCGAAGAUAGGUGGUUAUGCACAUUAAUCCUUCAACAAGGCUAUAGAAUAGAAUAUAGUGCGGCUUCUGACGCUGUCACAUAUUCGCCAGAAGGUUUUGAUGAGUUUUUUAAUCAAAGGAGACGUUGGAUACCUUCGACUAUGGCCAAUAUAUUGGAUCUUUUAAGAACAUAUAGAAAAACAGUAGCCGUAAACGAAACAAUCACGUUUUCUUAUAUAUUGUACCAAGCUAUGAUGUUUGUCAGUACAAUGAUUGGACCUGCUGUUAUCAUAUUAUUGUUAGUUGGAUCUAUGAGUGCAACCUUUUAUCUCACGCUAUGGGGGUCUAUAGCGCUCAAUGUUAUUCCAAUCAUUAUAUUCGUUGUGAUGUGUUUUAAAACUACCAUCAAACAUCAAUUAUUAUUCGCUAAAAUUCUGGCCGGUGUAUACGGAAUAGCUAUGUUAUCCUUCUGCAUUCGUGCCAUGAUUCAAAUUCACGAUGAAGGUAUCCAAAGCCCAGCAGCCAUAUUUAUAAUCAUAUUGGUGAGCGUGAUCUUUGCCGCAUCAAUUUUGCACCCCGAAGAAUUUAAAAACGUCAUAUACGGCUUACUUUAUCUAUUAGUAGUUCCAACCAUGUAUCUUGUUUUGAUCAUAUACUCCCUCUGCAAUCUACACAUUGUUUCGUGGGGAACUAGAGAGAUAGUUAAAGUUCAAUUGGAAAAAACUGAUCAAAAGAAGAAAAAUUGGAUUAAGAUAUUGUGGGAAGAUUUUAUUAGCCUAAAAGAAUAUAUACCAUGUAUAGAUGACAAAGCAAGUGCCUUGGCAAAGGCUAAAGAUAAGAGGGCUGUUUCAAAGUCUAAUUUAAGUGUGGAAAAUAGACCCGCGACUCAAACUCUUUUAAAAGAUCCAACAAAUUUGAGUAAUGACCACACUAAAAGCCUGACAAAAGCUGACAGUCAAAUAUUUCCCGAAAUCAAAGUUAUACCAGUUAAUACGUCGGAAUACCCAUCACUUCUAGGUCAAGAAUUAAACAAAACAGUAAACCAAACAGUUAUACCUACGAUUAACAUACAAAAAGAUGACUCUAAAGAUAACAAAAAUACCAAAGAAAGUCAUAAUUGGUGGAAUUCGAAUUGGAUGGAAGAUCCAGAAUUACCGCUUGGGCCUAUAGGAGCAUUGACUGGUGAUGAAAUUAGAUUCUGGGAGGAGUUGCUUAAGAAAUAUCUUCUACCCAUAGAGCUAAGUGAGGAAAAGAAAAAGGAAAUUGCUGAUGGUCUCAUUCAAUUACGAAACAAAUCAGCCUUUGGUUUCCUAUUGGCUAAUUUAAUAUUCAUUAUCGUGAUUCUCAUGCUACAAAUGAAUAAAGAAUCGCUGCACGUCAAAUGGUACAUAAGUGGGUCAAAGAAAUAUCUAAAAUUGGAACCUUUGUCGUUAGCACUUUUAGCCUUCUUUGUAAUCAUUUUGGGAAUACAAUUUAUAGCCAUGCUCUUCCAUCGAUGGAAUACCCUACUCCAUAUACUAGCUUCAACUGAACUAUUUUGUUUCAAAAGCAACGAAAAAGAAAUUCCGUUAGAAAUUCAUUCUCCCGAGGCUUUGAGGAAGCACAACUCAGCUCGAUUCAAUUUUGCCCAUAAAAAUACGGGCGAAAACGCUUCUUUGAACAAAGAGGCUAAUAAUAAAUUACAAGUACCAUCCCCUAAACAAAUCUCUUCCCUUUUUCAUCAUUCCUUCUCUAACGAUGAUAUCAAUGGGAAGGCAACGCUUAACACCAAAACGGAUAAAAAAAAUAGGAAAAAAAUCGGGGGCGUCAUCGAUGGCAAAGUGAAUAACAAUUCUCUUCUUUUGAACACCAAACCUGUCGAUCUGCCAAAAAAUAACAAAAACAUCCACAAUUCGUCAAAUUUAACUGAUCUAUCGCUUAAUUCCGUAGUUAGCACCGACCCUUUUAAGAACAAGGGUAACCUGAGAAGCGAAAUAACUAGUACCCCAUUAAAAUCCGAACCUGUUUCAUCAAAUAUGCCAUCGUAUAGUAAGGUCAAAAAAAAUGGGCCGCGGGAACAACCUAAAUUGGAAGAAAGGAUCGAUGAUCAAAGCAUUGUGUCCGUUGGCUCGAAAGAUGAGAGCGAAGAGAUGGACGUUAGCGAUAUUCUAGAUGACGAUAUCAUUUAUAGCGAUAUCCCUCCCGUCAAUGAAAAUGCGGUAUCGGAGUCGUCUAAAAUUAACGAUGAAUUAGAUGUGAGUCAAAAUCGCGGGGACACCUUAAUGAGCGAUCUUGACAAAGUAAUGGUAAGAAAUUUCGAAAGAAACGAAGAAUCUAAUGUCCAGAUCCCGAGGAACGCGAAUUCAAAAAAUGUAUAA
Molecule: messenger RNA, 5208 nt
Organism: Gordionus sp. m RMFG-2023
Lineage: Eukaryota; Metazoa; Nematomorpha; Gordioida; Chordodea; Parachordodidae
Product: chitin synthase chs-2-like
Exons: 18
Coding region: 1-5208 (1735 amino acids)
Cellular component (GO): cell periphery; cell septum
Molecular function (GO): chitin synthase activity
Source: RefSeq, a predicted model, not a curated record